This is a messenger RNA of Rotaria socialis, 975 nucleotides long. The record is from the annotation of a GenBank genome assembly. Lineage: Eukaryota; Metazoa; Rotifera; Eurotatoria; Philodinida; Philodinidae.
AUGGAUGAAGGAAAAGCUUUCGUCAUUUCAUCUGGUGCCUUAGGACAAAGCCUCGUACAGGACAUUCACAGCAUGCCAAAAGUGGAUGUCAUUUAUAUUUUUUGCGGCAACAAAGCACGCCAUGAACCAUGGGCGAAAGAUUGGCCAAAGAUUCGAGGUGUUUUCACCUCAAUCAAACCAAUAUGUGAAUCUCUGAAAAAGGUCGCCCGUGAAUGCGACCAUGAUUCGAUUCCGAUGAGCUUCGUUCCGAAGCGAUGCACGUCAGAUAUAGCAUUAAACGAACAAAAUCUUAACCAAUUACCGCCAGCCUAUAUGUACUCGGUAAUUUUCAAGGACAUCGUAUUAGAAAUCGAUGAUGAUGAUGCCAACUCUCUGAAAACUUUAGAAAUUUAUUGCAAAAAACAAAAUAUUCCUGAAACAGAAAUGCAUGAACUAAAGCGUAGAUACCAUCAGAAAUCACCGGUCUGGUGGGAUACAUGUGAAAUGUUUCUCUAUGGCAUGCUUAAUCGUGGGUUACGAUUGCUUGAUAUGGAAUCGAUGUCUAAGUUAGGCUUUUUUAUUCGAAGUUUACAUCUUCAACUGAAACAAUUGCAUCAGGAACAAUCGGCGAAUUUUAAGAAAUCAUUUACCGUUUAUCGUGGUCAGGGAAUGAGCAAAGAAGAUUUUCAGAAUCUACUAGAUUCAAAAGGUGGUCUACUAUCGUUCAAUAAUUUCCUAUCAACAAGUAUGGAACCAAAAGUGGGCAUGGAAUUUGUUGAACGUGCUCUUCAAAAAAAUCACGACAUUGUUGGUGUUAAUUUUAUUAUGACUAUUGAUCAAAGUAAAAUAUCAACUUCGAAUACCCCAUUUGCUAUGAUUGAUGAACACAGUGCUAUUCCAUCAGAACAAGAAAUACUAUUUACAAUGCAUACUGUUUUCGCGUCGUUGAAAUUAAACAGACGCCUAAGAACAAUCGUCUUUGGGAAGUACACUUGA